This is a messenger RNA of Colius striatus (speckled mousebird), 1881 nucleotides long. It is a transcript of the gene ITGB7, whose product is annotated as integrin subunit beta 7. The coding region runs from base 16 to 1881 and encodes 621 amino acids. The record is from RefSeq and is a predicted model, not a curated record. Gene Ontology annotation, molecular function: integrin binding. Gene Ontology annotation, cellular component: integrin complex; cell surface; focal adhesion. Lineage: Eukaryota; Metazoa; Chordata; Aves; Coliiformes; Coliidae. The transcript is spliced from 12 exons. Gene Ontology annotation, biological process: integrin-mediated signaling pathway; cell-matrix adhesion; cell adhesion mediated by integrin.
CAGGGCGUCGGGGCCAUGGGGCGGCCGGGGGGGCUCCUGCUGCUGCCGCUGCUGCUGUCGCUGCCGAGCGGGGCCGGGGCAGGGUCCUGCGAGCCCCAGGCGUCCUGCGAGGCGUGUGUGCGCUCCCACCCGCGAUGCGCCUGGUGCGAGGACCCGGAUUUCACGCGGGGGGGGCAGGCGGAGGCCACGCGCUGCGCCCCGCGGGACGCUCUGGAGCGCGCCGGGUGCCCCCCCAGAGCCGUGAUCGACCCCCGCGGCAGCGUGUGGGUGCUGCAGGAUGCGGAGCUGGGUGCCGGCGGGGGGCAGAGGGGGCCAACUCAGCUCCGGCCCCAGAGCGUCCAGCUGCGGCUCCGGCCCGGGGAGGAGCAGAGCUUCCAGGUGCGGUUCCGACGGGCACCGGGGCACCCCGUGGACCUCUACUACCUGAUGGACCUGUCGUACUCCAUGAAGGAUGACCUGGAGAACGUCCGCAGGCUGGGCAGCGACCUCCUGGCCGCGCUGCGCAACGUCAGCUCCUCCGUCCGCAUCGGUUUCGGCUCCUUCGUGGACAAGACGGUGCUGCCCUACGUCAGCACGGUGCCGUCCAAGCUGCGCAACCCGUGCCCCGAGCGGCAGGAGCCCUGUGACCCGCCGGCCGCCUUCCGACACGUCCUGUCGCUGACGGGCGACGCCGCGGCCUUCGCCGCCCGGGUGAGCCGCCAGCGCAUCUCCGGCAACCUGGACGCGCCCGAGGGCGGCUUCGACGCCAUCCUGCAGGUGGCUGUGUGCGAGGAGCGCAUCGGCUGGCGCCCGGUCACCCGCCUGCUGGUCUUCGCCUCAGACGACACUUUCCACAUGGCUGGGGACGGGAAGCUGGGCGGCAUCGUCCUGCCCUCUGACACCCGCUGCCACCUGGAUGCCCACGGGGUCUACACCAGGAGCCACCUCUACGACUACCCCUCGGUGGGACACUUGGCCCAGGUGCUUUCGGCUGCCAACAUCCAGCCCAUCUUUGCCGUGACAGGUCCCACCGUGCCUGUCUAUCAGGAGCUGAGCCGCCUGAUCCCCAAGUCGGUGGUGGGGGAGCUGCGGGAGGACUCCAGCAACGUGGUGCAGCUCAUUGCUGACGCCUACAACAGCCUCUCGUCCACGGUGGAGCUGCAGCACUCGCCACUGCCCCCUGGCAUCAGCCUCAGCUACGAGUCCCACUGCGGGGGACCCCCGGGACCCCCCCGGCCCCACGGUGGCAUCUGCACUGGUGUCCUUGUCAACCAGGAGGUGACCUUCACAGUGCGGGUGCGGGCGGACGCCUGCCUGAGCACUCCCCAGCGUGUGGGGCUGCGGGUGCUGGGCUUCGCCGAGGAGCUGAGCCUGGAGCUGGACACCCUGUGCGAGUGCUCCUGCACCCACCAUCAGCCCCAGGUCCACCUCUGCCACGGCGGGACCCUCCUCUGCGGGGUCUGCAGGUGCCCGGAGGGUCGCCGGGGCCGUCGGUGCGAGUGUGAGGGAGUGGAGGAGGAGGGGGGCUGCCGACCCCCCAACAGCACCGGCCCCCCCUGCAGCGGGAGGGGUCGCUGCGUGUGCGGCGCCUGCGAAUGUCCCCCGGGGCUGAGCGGGAGCCUCUGCGAGUGCGACAGCGGCAGCUGCGAGCGGCACGGGGGGCUGCCCUGCGGAGGCCCGCAGCGAGGGGAGUGCGUGUGCGGGACGUGCCGCUGCCGGGACGGCUUCGGGGGCAGCGGCUGCGGGUGCGCGCUGGGCCGGGAGAGCUGCGUGAGCGGCGGCCGCGAGUGCAGCGGCCACGGGAGCUGCGUGUGCGGGACCUGCCGCUGCCAGCCCGGCUACGUGGGACCCCUCUGCGCCCACUGCCCCUCUUGCCGCACCCCCUGCCAGCGCCUCCGGUGA